Molecule: messenger RNA, 3539 nt
Organism: Cololabis saira (Pacific saury)
Lineage: Eukaryota; Metazoa; Chordata; Actinopteri; Beloniformes; Belonidae
Gene: znf451
Product: zinc finger protein 451
Exons: 13
Coding region: 131-2821 (896 amino acids)
Biological process (GO): regulation of transcription by RNA polymerase II
Cellular component (GO): nucleus
Molecular function (GO): RNA polymerase II transcription regulatory region sequence-specific DNA binding; DNA-binding transcription factor activity, RNA polymerase II-specific
Source: RefSeq, a predicted model, not a curated record
CAACACUGAUUUAAAACUGUUCAUGCUACAGUUGCAGCACACAAGGAAACACAUUCUUGUGGCAAAUCGAGAAGGAAAAAUGCGUUUUAUAUUUAAUUUUUCCUUGCCUUGUAGUCGUGUUUAAUAUAAAAUGUCUUCUCCAACCGAAGCAGCAGAUGAUGAGUAUGAAGAAGUGGAGUUUGUGUCGCAUGUCAUCUUAUUCCGACUUCAGGAAGGUCCUAUUCGACCGGUGUUGGAAUGUAUUAAUCUGUCGAGUGACAGUGAGGAUGAGGGAUGUUCACCACUGACAGUGAAGUUCGAAGAUAAAAUCACCCAACGCAAAGAGCGUGUAACAUCUACGCUGGAAAGACUGGCAAACCAGGUGGCUCGAGAGAAAAAGGAAAGGGCAGAUAGAUGCAGAGCUUUCAAGGAAAAACAGUUCUUACAAAGAGUUCACGGGCAGCGGGAGUUAGCUAUUAGCUCCACAAAUGGGACUCAACAGGAAGCAAAACGCUGUGUGGACAUGUGGCUGAAGAUGCCAGGUGUUAAACCAGGAGACCUGGCUGGUUCUGCCUUCCCAAGAAGACGCACAGUCGCUUCUUUUCCUAGAAAUACUUCAACUAGACACACGUGCCCAGUAAUCAACUGUGGGCGUGUGUAUGACAACCCUUCCCUGCUCGACGGACACUUAAAAAGGUUUGAUCACUCCCCUUGUGACCCAGCAAUCAGUCUGAGAGGAAGCCCGGCCGAGUUCGUCGCCUGUGUCGCCUGUGGUCUGCAUUUUCAGACCAAAGAAGCUUGGAGGAGACACGUCGAGUCAAAGAUAUCCUCGUCCAGUGAUCAUGGCCACAGUGCGGAUCAGACAUGUCAGCAGAUUGUGUGUUUUGCCUGCCCUUCCUGCUGUCUUCUCUUCAACCUCCGAGAUGAGUGUCUUCAGCACAUGUCGGCUAAAAAACACUUCACAGAGUUGCUCACCAUGACUGAAAGCAGAGGAGCAGCGCAGCCAGUUCCUGUUCCGAGGCAUGCAAAGAAUCGUCUCAUCACUUUGUGCAGAGACGUAGCAUUCAAUGUGCGAUGCUCUUUGUGCCACAAAGUACUGAACUCGCAUCAAGCAGCUCAAGCACACUUUAAUGUGCACUGCAGGCAUGGCUGUGCUGUAGCCAAGGCUGAAAAAGUCGUCGUGGAUGUAAUGAAGCAGCUGCUAGUACGAGGGCAGUGCAGUCUCUGCUCUAAAAUCUUCUUCAGCCAGGCUGAAAUAGAGACACACAAAGAAUCGAUGCAGCAUGACGUUGAGGUCAAUAAAACGAUGGCAAAGGCACUUCUUCAGUUCAGCAGAUUCAGUGAAAUUCAACACACACAGAGGACAAAAGAAGCACGGGGGAAAAGACAGCCCGCUGGCUCCGAGACACCCUUUCAAAAUAGAAACAAGAAGAGGGAUUGUGAUGGAUCUCCAGCGAAACGGCAGAGGUUCAACGCAAAGUCUGCAUGGGUCUGCGAGUGUGCUCUCCAGUUCUCAGAAGAGGCUGCGGCCAGUAAUCACCUCCUGGCAGUGAACCAGGUUUUCCAUCAGUGCGGCGUGUGCGGCAAACACAUGGGAGAUCCCUCAAUUACCCGCUUGCAUAUGAGUCGCUUCCACGGGGGAGCACACCUCUCCAACUUCCUGUUUUUCUGUCGCAAGUGCAAAGUAGAGAUGCCCCGUUAUGAAGACAUCCUGUCGCACGUGUCGGACUCUCACCGUGGACACACUUACUUCAGCGAGCAAGAAGUGGCUGAGGAUAUCGUCACAGUCCUCGAUGCCAAGCCUUCCACCAGCAGCGCCGUCCCCCAGCUUUCAUCGUCCAAGGCCCAGCGGAGAUCCUCCGCCACGGCGGCGAAGCAGUGGAUGUGCAGGAUGUGCGAGGACGUAUUCGACUCAAAAGAGGCCGUCCGCAAACACUGCAGCGACGUGAGCAGCCACAGUUUUCAGAGAUUCAUCUGUGGACACUGUCCUCAGAAGUUCUUCAAAGAGUCCACGAUGCGUCGACACUGUAUGAAUGAGCACGAUGGGGAAAUCAAGAGCUUCCACUUCUGCGGCCUCUGCGACAGCAUGCAGUUUGAAUCGCAGCCCGAGUUCAUGGAGCAUUACAGCAGCCUUCACAGUAAAGACUACUACUGCAUGGAUGACGCUGACGUGGUUCAGCCAACCAGUCAGCCCACCAGUCAGCCCACCAGUCAGCCCACCAGUCAGCCUACCAGUCAGCCCACCAGUCAGCCCACCAGUCAGCCUACCAGUCAGCCUACCAGUCAGCCCACAUGCCCCUGCAUGGGUUCAGAAGAGGGCAAAGAAACAAAGAAAAUAAAGUAUAAAAAAUGCAUGAGAAAUCUGGCCGCUGAAGGCAAAUGUCAGUACAUGUGUGCUACGUGUGCUACGCCUGCGGACUGUUACGUACGGAUGAAGAUUCACAUACGCCAGGAUCAUCCAGAUUUAAGCCAGGACGAGACAUUUGAUGUGCAUUGCAAGAUAUGCCCGGAAAGUUUUACGGGUGUACCAAGUUUCCAUAAACACUUUCAUUCCAAGCACUGUCCACUGGAGCCCUGCGUGAGCUCCAGGACUCGCAGCGAUGAUGUAAAAGCAGAGCCUGCCAAUGUGAAAGUAAUAGUUGCUGUGGAGAUCAAACCGGACAACAAUGAGGUUGAAGAUGAAGCACUGACUGAGUUGCUGAACAUGAAUUCACCCAACGAUGAGAGAAAAGCAGGUGACUCUGAUGAAGAAAUGAAGCAGGCUCUUUCCUUGAGUGCAGAAGAAGCCAGAGAGUCUUCAGAGUUGGCGGAAGCUCUUCAAAGAAGUCUUAUGGAGUUUUAAGUCGUCUGCUGUUAACGAUGGCAUCUUCACUGGUGUAGACAUUCUGUUGAAAUGUUUCAUGCAGGGUCGUUAUAUUCAGAUAUAUGAAAUAAAUGUUAAAGCUCAUUUGACUUCUUCUGUUCUUGCUGUAAGGGUAACUUCAGCCGUAAGAGGCCAGAGUACAUAUUCUGAAAGUUUACUUUGAGCUCGUUGAUAUAUUAGUAGGCUUCUGUUUCAAAGACUGGAGCUCUUCAAUGUGUCGACGUCUGGGCUAUCGGUUUCAGUGACACGACGCCUCAGCUGACCUUGUGACCCCGCUGCUAACUCUGUCUCUGGUUUCAUUGCUUAAUUGCAAAAAAAGAGUUCUUUUGUUUUUGUCCAGAUAUCAGCCUGAUUUUGUACAACAGAAAGGAUAUAAGUAAACUUGUUUAUAAUUUAUCCUAAAGUACAGGUUUGAUAAUAAUGCAGUCCAGUUCUGUGACUAUAUGGAUGUUAAUAAAUAUUUUAAUAAAGUUAAUAAAAAGUUAAUAAAGUUUUUUUUUUUGUUUUUUUUUUAUUAUUUCCUAACUAAUGUCCUGUUGAGAUAAACUUUCUUCUGAAGAGCCUUCUUGACUUGUACUUGCUGUAUAUGCGUUGUUUUUUUUUUUCGCCAUUUAUCCUCUGCAUACUUGAAGAUAUUUGAGACAUCUGUUACAGUCAGACAAUUAAGAAGGAAAAAAGGUGUGAUUGUAGUUCAGGA